Molecule: messenger RNA, 1707 nt
Organism: Lithohypha guttulata
Lineage: Eukaryota; Fungi; Ascomycota; Eurotiomycetes; Chaetothyriales; Trichomeriaceae
Exons: 3
Coding region: 1-1707 (568 amino acids)
Source: RefSeq, a predicted model, not a curated record
AUGGCGGGGCCUGCGUACCUAUCAUCGCCUGAUGAAAUCAGUCCCUAUUAUCCCGAACGAUAUAUACGUCCUCUACCCAAACGCACGAUCCGCUCCCGUCUCUCCGAUGAUGUGGCUAGUACGAUAAGCUAUCCUCCAAAUCCUCCUUCGGCAAGCCUGCCAGCCUACAGCCACUACGGCGAGGACGAGAUUAUCGAUGAAAGACGCCGGGCAUUGACCUCGUUUGAAGACUAUGAACACGAACACGACUCAUACCACGAGGACGAGGAGCACGACGAAAGCUGUCCGCAUCAUGGCCAUCAUCACCACCAUUGCCACCAUCACGAUGACGACGAGGAUGACCUAGAUUCGCUGGAGAAUGAAUCACCCAUGGCUCAUCGUCACGGUAGCGUCAAUAGAUCCUCACCACGAGCCCAGAGAUCACAAAGACACGGCCGGUAUAAUAGCUACACUGAGAAAUCAUCUUCCGCGCCCGAUGGAUAUGAAGCUUUUGAGAACACAAACAACAAGAAGAAGCGGAAAAUCCCCACUUCUGGCAGUAUGGGUAUGCACCAAAGUUCACUGAACUCGGAGUUUGGCCAUACGGGCCUUUCGUCGAGGGAUGGUUCAGGUGAAGAUAUGGAAGGAUCGUAUGCUAUGUCAACUUCCCCAUCGGGACUUGGAGUGGGAGGAGCAGGCCGCGGUCGAAGCUCACGCAAGUCCAAUUCCCGCAAUCCUCUUGGCUUAUGGACCAAUGGUACUAACGCGCGGGCGAGCGCUGCCAAGUACGAUCAGAAUGCAGUGGCAAGCACAAACGGAGAUGGCACGAAAGCAGAUCAAGGCAUCAUUUCCAAAGCCAUCGCCAAUGCCACCACUCUGUUGAGGAAUCCCCUUGGCAAAGGACAAGAAAGUGGUGUCCUUGAACAGCAAGCAAAGACUCCAACGAACUCACAGUUCACUUUUACUUGUGAAUCCGACGCUAAGAACGUCAAGUUCCCCGAACAAAGUCUCUACUCGCCAGAUUAUGCCACCCGAGUUCAGUCUGCGCCAGCUGCGGCUCCAAGCCAAACACAAAAGUACAACAGCAAUCAAGGCACGCAGUAUGCCGGUAGUCAAAUGCAGCAAGUGCCACCGGCCCAGCCAGCCACAAACCAUGCUGCACCACCAGCAAACACGCAAAAGCAGAGACCGCGCAGGCGCAAGGGCGACGUAUAUGCACUUGCUGCACGGCAGCGCAAGCUACAGCAGGAGUACCAGAAUCUACAACACCCACCUUCACAUGAGGACAUCUGGAUCUGCGAAUUCUGUGAGUAUGAGAGCAUUUUCGGAAGUCCUCCGCACGCGCUUGUCCGACAAUAUGAGAUCAAGGAUCGCAAGGAGCGGAAACGACUCGCUGAGAAGCGACGUCUCCUUGAAAAGGCUAAGCUCAAGGGCAGAAAAGGCAAGAAGCAGACGAAGAAUGCGGCUAAGGCUGCUAACAAUGCGACUCAACAACCUAUCAACAACCACCAACAGGAUUAUGACCAGCAGCCACUAGAUCAAAUGGACGACUAUAUCGAUGACGGCUACGACGACGAUCCCAUAUCUAUGCCGGCACCUCCUCCCCAAGCGCCGGCGAAGCAAGUAACUCCUAGUUCUUAUGCAGGAGCAGGAGGAGGGAUAGGGAAAAGCAAUGCCACGACGGCAGGCAUAGCAGGCGGUGGCACGGGAGGAGGGACAAUACGGUAG